GUCAAGUUUACUGCUUGAGGAGGCAGCAUUUCUGGCAUCAAGCCCAGUGACAUUAUUUGAAGUCGAUGUUAAUCAUUGCUACAGAAGGAGUAAUUUUCACUAUUCCUAAAAAAGAUUACUUUUCUUAAUAAAAAGCAGGAGCACGUGGUCCAACGGCGCCAUGUUACUCCCCGUGACUACAGUGACAGCUCUAUGCAUGCUCUUCGAGCUUUCAAACUCCACCAACAUGGAGAAGGAGCAAGAAGAAAUGUUUGAAGCAAGAUCAGAUGACGACUGGCUGCAUGCGUGGCAUCAAGAACGUCAUGCGAGAUGCCAAGAGGCACUACUGCGCCAUCUGUAUUGGGCAUGCGAGAAGGACAUCUACCGGCUGUCGCGGAGAAAUGACUUCCAAGAUCAACAGCACGAUUUGCUUCUUGACAAAAAUGAUCCAAAGUACCCGUUCCUCAGUGUGGUGGAGGCCCGCGUGUUCCUGAGGGACCGCAGGCUGCAGCGACGGCGUGGACCAAGCCCCUCGAUUACGGAGGAGUGCUGCCUCAACAGGGCGGGCUGCACCUGGGAAGAAUACGCGGAAUAUUGUCCCGCGAACAAGCGACUUCGGAAGUUCGUGUAGGCUACUGCUGUUCUGUUUCUCCUUGCUGUACAGCUUGCGCCAAAAUAUUACCGUUACCCAGUGAAAUCAGUCCAUGCGGAGUCCGGGCUGCCUUUGGAGAUCAUAGUCCAAAGCAUCCAUUUUCCUCUCAGUAUAACUACGUGAUGGCUUUGGUUGACAUUUUGUUUGUAUGCCUUUUCAUGUUCUGUACCCUAGAAACCUGCUCUACAAGUAAUUACCUCCAGCCUUCUAGGUCUGACACAUCACCAUUCCUUUUAAUCGUUUAUUAACACGUCUGAAUUAAUUUGUACGCGAAGUUGAAGUGUAGGCUCUA
This is a messenger RNA of Cryptotermes secundus, 923 nucleotides long. RefSeq names its product probable insulin-like peptide 7 (gene Ilp7). Lineage: Eukaryota; Metazoa; Arthropoda; Insecta; Blattodea; Kalotermitidae. The coding region runs from base 161 to 610 and encodes 149 amino acids. The transcript has 5 exons. The record is from RefSeq and is a predicted model, not a curated record.